Messenger RNA from Anas platyrhynchos (mallard), 1673 nucleotides. Lineage: Eukaryota; Metazoa; Chordata; Aves; Anseriformes; Anatidae. The record is from RefSeq and is a predicted model, not a curated record.
GGCCCUGUCCCCACCAUGGCCCUGCGGCGGGCGCUGGGGCUGGCGGGGGCCGUGGGGCGCCGCGGCUGCUGCAGCAAGCGCCCGCUGCCCCCCGGCUUGCUGGAAGCCCUUCGGGAUGUGGUCGGCGGCCCCAACGUCUCCACGGCGGCGGCAGUGUGCGAGCAGCACGGGCACGAUGAGUCCAUGCACAGGUGCGCGCCCCCGGACGCUGUGGUGUGGCCCCAGGACGUGGCGCAGGUGCAGGAGCUGGCGGCGCUCUGCCACCGCCACCGCGUCCCCAUGGUGCCCUUUGGCACCGGCACCGGCCUGGAGGGCGGCGUCAACGCCGUGCAGGGCGGCGUCUGCUUCGACCUGAGCCGCAUGGCCACCAUCUCGGAGCUGAGCCUCGAGGACUUCUCGGUGGCCGUGGAGCCCGGCGUCACCCGCAAGGCCCUCAACAGCCACCUGCGUGGCACCGGGCUCUGGUUCCCCGUCGACCCCGGGGCGGACGCCUCGCUGUGCGGCAUGGCGGCCACGGGCGCCUCGGGCACCAACGCCGUGCGCUACGGCACCAUGCGGCCCAACGUGCUCAACCUGCGCGUGGUGCUGCCCGACGGGAGCCUGCUGCACACCGCCGGCCCCGGGCGCCACGCCAGGUACCGGGGAGGGGGACACGGGGGGGGGGGCAGGCAACCAGGCUGGGGGUCUCUCAAACGCCCCCGUGCAGGAAAAGCGCAGGCCGGCUACGACCUGACCUCGCUCUUCGUGGGCUCCGAGGGCACCCUGGGCUUCCUGACGCAGGCGACGCUGCGGCUGCACCCGCUGCCCGAGGCCGUGGCCGCUGCUGUCUGCUCCUUCCCCAGCGUGCAGGCGGCCGUGGCUUGCACCGUGCAGGUGCUGCAGGCGGCAGUGCCCGUGGCGCGCAUCGAGCUCCUGGACGAGGUGAUGGCGGGUGCCUGCAGCCGUUACAGCAGGCUGGAGCUGCCGGAGGCGGCCACGCUGUUCCUGGAGCUGCACGGCUCCCAGCAGGGCCUGGCCGAGCAGCAGCAGCAGGCGGAGGAGCUGGUGCGGCUGCACGGCGGCUCCAUCCCAGCCUGGGCGCGGGCACCGGAGGAGCGUGAGCGGCUCUGGUCCGCACGCCACAGCGCCUGGUUCGCCGCCCUGGCCCUGCGGCCUGGCUGCCAGGGCUACUCCACCGACGUCUGUGUGCCCAUCUCCCGCCUGCCCGGCGUCGUGGUGGAGACCCAGCGGGACCUGCGGGACGCCGGCCUCACCGGGCCCAUGGUGGGACACGUGGGUGACGGCAACUUCCACUGCAUCCUCGUCUUCCACCCCGAGGACCCGGAUGAAGCUCGGCGCGUCCACGACUUCGCCGAGCGCCUGGGCAGGCGGGCGCUGGCGGCGGGUGGCACCUGCACCGGGGAGCACGGCGUGGGGCUGGGCAAGAGGGAGCUGCUGCGGGAGGAGCUGGGCCCCCAGGGGCUGGACACCAUGCGGCGCAUCAAGGCGGCGCUGGACCCCCACCACCUGAUGAACCCCGGCAAGGUGCUGUGAGCGCCCACCCCCCCACACCCCGAGGAAGCACGCCACACCCCUGGCUUUUUGGGGAUUUGUGGGGAGGGGGCUCCGGCACCCCCCCGGUACCCCUGCUUCUCCAAGAAGGCCAGUGAAAUAAAAUAACAGUGAAUAUUUUA